GCAGAAGAAUACCCAAUUUUUAGAAAUCGUUCAUUUAUGGCGGAGCGCGCGCAGAGCAGGUGGCUCUGCCGCCAUCAACUUGGAAUACUGCGGAGUCUUCGUUUAAAAAACCAAGGAUCAUAAGUCUUCUGAUGACUGGAAGCACUGUCCGUCGUGAGUGAGGACCAGUCCAUAUUUGAGCCAUCCUUCACUGCGCCACAGGCGGUUCACAUGAAGGGGGAGAUUACAUCACACGGGGUGUUCCGACAGGGCUCAGAGGAGAGCCCCGAGCCCACUGAACCGGACUGGGCAGGAUCUGGAGCACAGAACCCAGCUAAGAGGACAGAGCAUGUAAACGGAACCAGCCGAGAGUCCCCUGUCGACUGCAGCGUGACAAAAAGGGCAAGACACAUGAGCAAUGGUGAUGGGAGUCAGCUGGCCUAUCAGGCCUCAUACCCGGAGCCUCGCACCAGCCCCCAGACAGCCACCCCACCCAGCACUGCCACAGAGGAGAAGAGGGUCAUUGUACCAGCAGACCCAGAGGUGUGGAGUCAGGACCAUGUGCGGCAGUGGUUGGACUGGGCCAUUAAAGAAUAUGGCCUUUUGGAAGUGGAUGUGUCUCUCUUCCAGACACUGGAUGGCAAAGCGCUCUGCAAAAUGACCAAAGAAGACAUGAUGCGUCUCACCUCUGCUUACAACACAGACAUCCUGCUCUCACACCUCAAUUACCUUCGCCAGAGUAGCCCUACUUUCUCAUACUCCACAACUCCUACUACUACACAGCCGCAGCCAAGACUACAGGUCAAAGCAGAGAACAGCUUUGAUGAGAUCAGCAGAAGGAACAGCUGGUCAUCGAAUGCCAUGCCCGCUGUUCAAAAAGGUUCUCCAGUUGAGCAUCAGCACAGCAACAGAAUUACAGAGCCUGCACCAAGACUUGCCCAAGAUCCGUACCAAACAUUAGGGCCCUUAAGCAGCCGUCUUGCCAAUCCAGGUUCUGGUCAGAUUCAGUUGUGGCAGUUCUUGCUGGAGCUUCUGUCUGACAGCAGUAAUGCGGCCAUCAUAACCUGGGAAGGCACCAACGGUGAAUUUAAGAUGACGGAUCCGGAUGAGGUGGCCAAGCGCUGGGGUGAACGCAAGAGUAAACCCAACAUGAACUACGACAAGUUGAGCCGCGCGUUACGCUACUACUAUGAUAAGAACAUCAUGACCAAGGUGCACGGCAAGCGCUACGCAUACAAGUUUGAUUUCCAGGGUAUCUCCCAGGCCCACCAGAACCAUCCGACAGAGAGCGGUGUGCUCAAGUAUCAGUCGGACGUGCCCUUUGUGCAAACCUACCACAGCCACCAGCCCAAAAUGAACUUUAUGGGCACCCACACUGCCACUAUGCCAGUCUCCUCUGGGAACUUUUUUGCCGCACCCUCAACUUACUGGAACUCGCCUACUGGUGUCGUGUAUCCAAGCUCACCUAUGCCCAGGCACCCGGGUACCCAUGCCCAUCUGAAUGCUUACUACUAAAGCUAGCAUU
Messenger RNA from Chanos chanos (milkfish), 1504 nucleotides. RefSeq names its product Fli-1 proto-oncogene, ETS transcription factor-related sequence (gene fli1rs). NCBI's taxonomy places the organism in Eukaryota, Metazoa, Chordata, Actinopteri, Gonorynchiformes, Chanidae. Gene Ontology annotation, molecular function: DNA-binding transcription factor activity, RNA polymerase II-specific; sequence-specific DNA binding. Bases 211 to 1494 code for a protein of 427 amino acids. Gene Ontology annotation, cellular component: nucleus. The record is from RefSeq and is a predicted model, not a curated record. The transcript has 9 exons. Gene Ontology annotation, biological process: regulation of transcription by RNA polymerase II; cell differentiation.